Molecule: messenger RNA, 1154 nt
Organism: Annulohypoxylon maeteangense
Lineage: Eukaryota; Fungi; Ascomycota; Sordariomycetes; Xylariales; Hypoxylaceae
Product: GatB/YqeY domain-containing protein
Exons: 2
Coding region: 522-1136 (204 amino acids)
Cellular component (GO): mitochondrion
Molecular function (GO): carbon-nitrogen ligase activity, with glutamine as amido-N-donor
Source: RefSeq, a predicted model, not a curated record
GAAUGGUUAUCGACGAGCUGCUUAGCUGCUGUGUAACUAACUGGUAACUGGAAGGUAUUAUUCUAAUGAGAUUGUGUGUUACCGUAGCCUAGACUGUAACCCAAGUUUGUGACCGACCAAUGAGAGCAACCCUUAAAAAAGUCAAUUCGAUAUUGAAUUCGCACUAACUUGCUCCAAUUCGCUUCAGCUCGCAACAGUUCGCUUUUAAACUUUUUAGCUUCGCUCUAGCCUCUGCCUUAAGUGCGUGACGAUCGUGAUCUUAAAGAAAUCCAGGAACCAGACAUUAACCCUCCGAGAUCGACCUUAGCCACAUACGCUUAGACAAAUUGGCUCGCCCUCGACCGCUGAGACCGACGCGGAACUUAUCACCGUACCGAAAACAACGAUCGAUUGGCGCGACGUCGGUUAAGGUCCCCUGAAUUUCUCCCCGGACCCAUAAGAAAGCUGCCCAACUUACGACAGCGACCAAUUUUUUUCUCCCUCUCGAGUCUUCCUUCCCAUCCUUCGAACGUCCAACAAAAAUGGCGGCUUUACGACCAUCUCCCCGCCUCGCCUCACGAAUCCUAUCGCGGACACGCAUCGCAUCGCCCUCCGUCUCGCCGCUACCGAUAGCCCGAAUCCAACGAUGUAAUAGCGCACGGUUCUACUCGAGCGAGGAGCCACCCCCACCACCUCUGCUGCAGAAGCUCAAGGGUGACCUCAAGGCGGCCAUGCGAGCCAAAGACGCCCCGCGCCUCUCCGCCAUCCGGAGCAUCCUAAGCAGCGUUCUCAACGCCUCCAAAACCGCGUCCCCGAUCCGCACCGACAUCCAACUCGUCGCGCUUCUGCGCAAAACAAUCCGCGCCUCCGCCGACGCCAGCGCCGACUUCACGUCCGCGGGGCGCGAGGACCUGGCGUCCAAAGAAGCAGCGCAGAUCGCCGUGCUGGAAGAGUACAUAGCGCAGAGCGGGGUGCGAACACUGUCGCCCGACGCGUUGGUGGGUGUGGUGGCGGGCGCCGUCGAGGCCGCUGGGGGCGAGAAGGCGACUUUCGGCGCUGUGAUGAAGAGCUUGUUUGCGCCGGGCGGGCCGCUGGAUGGUGCGGAUGUGGAUAAGUCGCAGAUGGCGGAGCUGAUUAAGAAGAGCUUGGCUAAGUAAAAGGCGAAGUGAAGUGAC